AUGAUUCUCCCCUCUUUGUUGGUUGCGUCCCUCUCCGCUUUGGCAGCGGCAGGCCCAGUUCCCCCAUCUGCGCUUGAGGCUCGACAGUCCGAGAGCGCGAGUGACCUCGAGAAUGGGAUUUGCAAACCUGUCGUCCUGAUCUUUGCGCGCGGGUCCACCGAGUCCGGAAACAUGGGCUAUAUUGCCGGAAUGCCCACCUGCAAUGCGUUGAAGACCAAACUGGGGUCGGAUCAGGUUGCAUGCCAGGGCGUGGGAGGCGCAUACACCGCGGGCCUCAUUCCCAAUUUCCUCCCCAACAAUACGGACCAAGCGUCGAUCGACGAAGCGACGAAGAUGUUUGAUUUGGCCCAUACCCAAUGCCCGGAUGCGCAGAUCGUGGCGGGUGGGUACAGCCAAGGCACGGCGGUUAUGGACGGAUCCAUCCAGGCUCUUCCGGAUGAUAUCAAGAGUACGGUCAAGGGCGUGGUUCUCUUCGGGUUUACCCGCAACUUGCAGGACAACGGCCAGAUCCCCAACUACCCCAAGGACCAGACCAAGGUCAUCUGUGCGCCGGGAGACCUGGUCUGCGACGGAACGCUGAUUAUUACCCCUGCGCAUUUGACGUAUGCGCUCUACGCGGGGGAGGCGGCGGAGUUCCUUGCUUCCAAGGUUUCAGCUUAG
Aspergillus terreus NIH2624 is the source of this 660-nucleotide messenger RNA. Its product is annotated as cutinase family protein. The transcript has 3 exons. Gene Ontology annotation, molecular function: cutinase activity. Bases 1 to 660 code for a protein of 219 amino acids. The record is from RefSeq and is a predicted model, not a curated record. Gene Ontology annotation, cellular component: extracellular region. Lineage: Eukaryota; Fungi; Ascomycota; Eurotiomycetes; Eurotiales; Aspergillaceae. Gene Ontology annotation, biological process: carbohydrate catabolic process.